UGUUCAUAGAGGGGAGCGUCCCCUUAACUGCGAGUCAUUUUAUUUUGAGUGCUCGCAUCAAAACAAAAAAAUGUCUUCCAGCGCCGCACUCGCCAGCUGCUACGCGGACGCGGUUCUGGGUCCGGACGUGGAGGACGUGUACGGCGCCCGCUUCAUGCAGCCACCCCCGCACACGAUGGCCCCAACCAGGCCGUCAGGCGCCGGCGAUCACCACGCCGAUUUCUCUUCUUGCAAUUUCGCCCCCAAAUCCGCCGUCUUUCCUGCGUCGUGGCCGCCCGUUCAUCCGCAGGGGCUCUACCACCACCACCACCACCCUUACGCCCACCAAUCGGACCCGAGAUGCGUUGGGGCGCGACCCUGGAUGGACCCAGUCCCCGACCUCGCCCCCCGCUUCGCCGGGUUCCCCCCAGGCCGACGCGCGCCGUGCGCCCCGAAGCCGGAGCUCUCGCCGGCGAAAAUCCGCGACACCAAGCCGGGCCAGGAGACUCGAAGUCGGGCUUUUGCCGAGGACCUCCCCGAUGGUCCGGAAAGGGCGCAGAGUGGAAGUGAGCUUUCCAACCACAGCGAGCCCAAAGAGGAGAAACAAGUUGACCCAAGCAACCCGGCAGCAAACUGGAUCCACGCGCGGUCCAGUCGGAAAAAGCGCUGCCCCUACACCAAAUAUCAGACUCUGGAGCUGGAGAAGGAGUUCUUGUACAAUAUGUACCUAAGUCGAGACCGCCGCUACGAGGUGGCCCGCAUCCUGAGCCUCAGCGAGCGGCAAGUCAAAAUUUGGUUUCAGAACCGCAGGAUGAAAAUGAAGAAGAUGAACCGAGAAAGAGGCGGAAAGGAGCAGCUCUGAUUGCACUGAGGACGACUUUGACUUUUUUUUGGAAGCGCUAUUCUGAUUUAAUUUGGAAACACCCUGAGAAACAUUGUGGAUCACGUUGCAAGUGAAACCGUUAUUUUCUCACUUAUUUUUUUUAUUUUAUUUUUUGUAACUGGAUUAGGUGACAAAAAAGGAGAGAGAGAGAGAGAGAGAGAGAGAGAGAGAGAGAGUGUGUGUGUGCAUGUGUGUGUGUUGCUUUUAAUUGUUGAAUAUAAAAACUUUUCACUGUUCAAUUUGUUUGACCUUUCUGUUGGAAUACACACAUUCAUUUACAGGACAAUUUAGACAUAAAUUGUGUGUGUAUGCACAAAAAAAUGAAUUAUAUAUAUAUAUAUAUAUAUAUAUAGUGUGUGUGUGUGUGUGUGUGUGUGUGUGUGUAUGCGUGUGCGUGCGUGUAUGCGCGUACACAAACACACACACACACACGGAUAUAUUGUAUUUAAAUGAUUAUUUGUGUCACCUCUGAGGACAGUGCGUGAUCCAGUCUUAAUGGCGACUACACGUGCUGCAAACGAGACAAAUGAUGGCGUUCUUCGUAUCGAAUCCCAGGUAGAUUUCAUUCGAGACUUUUAGUGGGGGUGUUUAUGAUCAGGCGGUAUCAUUGUGGGCUUAUAAUGACUUUAGAGCAGGAAGAAAUAAAGCCAUAGAGAUGGCUAGACGUCUGGGCUAAAUGAGUUUAUUGGCCCUGGCAGUCAGUAAUUACAACGAGCCCCUUUGAAAGCUCCUUUUACCUCUCUGGGCACUUCUUUUCUUUGUGCGUGUGUUGCUAACAAUCAAAAUGUGGACACAGGGGUGUCUGGCCGAUGGAUUGGUGCACAGGAAAUCACUCCCACAUCUUAAUGGUCACGUUAAUUCAUCAACUCUGCUUCUCACUGAUGGGAAGCUAAACUUCAAUUGGAGUGCCUUGUUUUGUUUUUGAGAGUUCUUUUUAUUUAUUUUGCCUUGUAUCCGAUAGUAAAGUACUUUACUUUUUAGGGUCACAAUCGUGCAUUAUAGUGUAGUUACACUAUAACUAUGGAACAGGGUAUUAAAAAAAAGAGUCGUCGUAGGGCGCUAGAGGGCGCUGUGGUAUCAAACACAAUGGAAACAAAAAGGGAGCCAUCGUGUAUCGAUUAAAAUGAUAGAAAUCGUAAUAAUAAUAACACAAACGGACUUUGGUAUUUGUACCCCCUUACAUCAUUGUAAGACUGUAAAUAUCCCAAAUGUUCUUUGUAUAAAUACCUGCAAAAAGAUUUUUAAAAAAUAAAAUAAUUUCCUUUGUG
Molecule: messenger RNA, 2130 nt
Organism: Syngnathus typhle (broad-nosed pipefish)
Lineage: Eukaryota; Metazoa; Chordata; Actinopteri; Syngnathiformes; Syngnathidae
Gene: hoxd9a
Product: homeobox D9a
Exons: 2
Coding region: 71-841 (256 amino acids)
Biological process (GO): DNA-templated transcription; regulation of transcription by RNA polymerase II; proximal/distal pattern formation
Cellular component (GO): nucleus
Molecular function (GO): RNA polymerase II cis-regulatory region sequence-specific DNA binding; DNA-binding transcription factor activity, RNA polymerase II-specific
Source: RefSeq, a predicted model, not a curated record